Molecule: messenger RNA, 2964 nt
Organism: Pseudogymnoascus verrucosus
Lineage: Eukaryota; Fungi; Ascomycota; Leotiomycetes; Thelebolales; Thelebolaceae
Exons: 1
Coding region: 523-2832 (769 amino acids)
Cellular component (GO): VCP-NPL4-UFD1 AAA ATPase complex
Molecular function (GO): polyubiquitin modification-dependent protein binding
Source: RefSeq, a predicted model, not a curated record
UGAACAUCUCUGCUUCGUAAAAUAAGGCAAGUUAGGUAAAUGGACCUAAAUGGACUUCAAUAAGAACCUUCGUCCUUGACAACAAGUCCCCAACGAUUAUUACGAGGUGAUGAAACUCGCAUCGGCAGCCUGAUUCCCUCCCUCAUAUGGCAAUUUGUUCAAAACAUACACAGACUUUCCAGUUAAUUCACGGCUCCAAAGAGUAGAAAAACAUCCGAAGCGGCCUUUACAUUAUUACUGAACAUCAUCUUGCUCUUUAUCACAUUAGUUCAUUACCAUCACAAUAUUGCUGACAUAAGCGGUCACUCGACCCGAAUCUGUUAGCGCAAGGCUACCAUUAUGGCGUGGCAACAGCCUUCCAGGCUCUUCUAGAGGGGUAGAGUAGAAGGCUGACAUAUUCAUUCAAUUCAAGGGUACUUUUAGUCUGUGUCAAUAACCCCGAUUCCAAAACAAAGCAAGUUGUUCCUACGAGGGAAAAUGCAUUGUUACAAACUGAGAAGCCGGUGACUCUAAAAUUCAAUCAUGGAAGCGCCUGCCGAACUGACCUGGUCUGCGCCUUUCACUGUUGCCCCAGCGUCACAGAUUACGAAGAACUUGCCCGGCGAUAAGAUACUCCUACCACCUUCUGCUCUGGAGCAACUCCUCGCCGCUUCUCCAGCUGUUCCGACACCUCAUCACAAUGCUAUCCGCGCGGGCUUCGAUCCUUUCAACCCCUACUCUCUAGCUGCUGCCCGAGCAGAAGCAUCGCAAUGGCGCGAUACACAGCAGCAGCUACCUCACCCUCUGACCUUCCGGCUUGUCAACCCCAAGAAUGGCCGCAUUAUAUAUGCUGGUAUCCGAGAGUUUUCAGCUGAAGAGGGCCAGAUUGGGCUCAGUCCUUCCCUCUCUGACGCGCUUGGAGUUACAACAGAGGCGGUGGGAGGCGUCGAGGGAGAGCCGAUAGACCUCACGAACGAUAACGAGGUUGAAGGAGUGGAUAGGGUAAUGGUCCAUGCGAAGCAGCUCCCAAAGGGCACAUAUGUUCGCCUACGGCCGCUGGAAGCUGGUUAUAACCCCGAUGAUUGGAAAUCGCUCCUCGAGAGACACCUACGAGAGAACUACACGACACUUACGAAUGGCGAGGUACUCAAAAUACCAGACACGAGCAGGAGAGGACACACCUUCCAGUUUUUAAUUGAUAAAUUCGUCCCCGAAGGAGAUGCGAUAUGCGUGGUAGACACGGACCUAGAAGUCGAUAUAGAAGCUUUGAACGAAGAACAGGCCAGAGAGACCGUGAAGCAGAUCAUGGAAAAGGCACAGAGCGCUCCAGGAACGGCAGAAGGCAGCUCCUCUGGAUCCGUUCUGGAUAUAUGGACCCCAGUACAAGGUCAGGUCUUAGAGGGAGAAUAUGUGGACUAUGAGCUUCCUUCGUGGGACAAAUCCCGGGCGCUUGAAAUCGAAAUCACCCUAGAUGAAGAAGAGGAGGUAGACCUAUUCGUCAGCCCUCUAGCUCCCCGGCAGAGAGCAAGACCACGAGAGGAGGAGCAUGUUUUUGGGGAGUUUGAUAGCGAAACUUCUUCCAAAAAGAUACGUGUACGGCCCACGAAUGUCGAAUUAGAGGGGGCUGAAUCACUCUACAUAUCUGUCCAUGGAUACUGCCCUCCCGAGGGGUCUGAACCGGCUACGAAGCCAUCUCCUCGACGUUACAUAUUGAGAGCCCAAUCCGUCGAAGAUGGCACUCCAGACGCAUCUAAGGUGGACUUAACGACGGGCGAAGAUUCUCAUGACCCCGAGGAUGAGCAGUGCAAGAACUGCCACCAAUGGGUACCUAAACGCACAAUGAUGUUGCACGAGAACUUUUGUUUACGCAACAACAUUCUCUGCCAGCAAUGCCAAAGCGUCUUCAAGAAGAAUUCUCCAGAGUGGCAGUCCCACUGGCACUGUGAGCACGACUCUGCACAUGGGAAUUCCGCCGCCAGCCAAAUCAAACACAACCAUAUAUACCACAGCAGCGCCACUUGUCCUUCUUGCGACUACCAAGCUUCAUCCACUCCCGACCUUGCCCUCCACCGCACCACGCUCUGCCCCGGCAAACUUAUUCUCUGCCAAUUCUGCCACCUCUCUGUCCCUCAAGAAGGCGACCCAUCCGCGCCCUCCGCCGAUGCCCUCCUCUCGGGUCUCACCGCCCACGAGAUCGCCGACGGCGCCCGCACAACAAACUGCCACCUCUGCCAGGCCAUCGUGCGUCUUCGCGAUAUGACCACGCAUCUCAAGCACCACGACCUGAGCCGCAACUCGAAGCCGAUGCCGCGCAUAUGCCGCAACGUGAACUGCGGACGCACGCUGGACGGCGUCAGCAAGAACGGGCAGGUCGGCACGGCGGCGAGGGUCGGCCAGGGGCCAGGGAAUGAGCUUGGGCUGUGCAGCAUCUGCUUUGGGCCGUUGUAUGUUAGUAUGUACGACCCAGAGGGGAAGGCGAUGAAGAGGCGGAUUGAGAGGAGGUAUCUUUCGCAGCUUAUUACAGGGUGUGGGAAGACGUGGUGCGGGAAUGAGGUGUGUAAACAGGGGAGGGUCAAUCUGGGGAUCACGAAAGGUGGAGAGGUUGUCACUACGAAAGACGCACUGCCGGAAGUGAAGCCGCUGCUGGUGGACCUUGGAAGCGCGCCGAUGCACUUCUGUGUUGAUGAGAGGAGCCAGAAGUGCAAGAAGUUGGCGGAGAUGCUGGCUGGGGAGGGUGUUUACGAGUUAGAGUGGUGCAUUGCGGCGUGUGAGGCAGAGACUGGUGAGCUAGAUGCGGCCAGGCAGUGGUUGUCGAACUGGGCUCCGAAGAAGACGGAGACCUCGGCACGGUAGAGGAAGAGUAGCGAUAUUGGGUUUGGAUUAUCAGCAUAGGAUGGCAUUAUAGAAGAUUCACAUCAUGAGACUAGUUGGAAUAUACCACCUGGCGGCUCGGCCCUCAUACACUUCGUAGACUAUACACAUACU